Molecule: messenger RNA, 3189 nt
Organism: Aegilops tauschii subsp. strangulata
Lineage: Eukaryota; Viridiplantae; Streptophyta; Magnoliopsida; Poales; Poaceae
Source: RefSeq, a predicted model, not a curated record
UGUCUCGUCUCGUCCCGUCUCUAAAAAGGUAGGUGGAGGAGGGCAGACUAGCACUCCGUUGCGCCCGUUCCCAUCUGCACACCGUCCGUCCCCGGGUUUCUCGCCGUCGUCGGCUCCGCCAUUGCCGCCGGCCGAGCGAGCGAGCGAGCGGACGGGGGGCGACGAGGCGGGCAUGGAGGGCGACGAGGCGGCGAGGCGGGGGAGGGAGGCGCUGAGCGGGGGCCACCUCUGCCACGUCUGCGGGCACCAGUACCCCAACCCCAACCCCAGCGCCAAGCUCCGCCGCUCCCACCGCAGGAAUUCCUGCCGCAAGGUCACGCCGGCCGCCGAGGAGGAGGACGCCGGGCCGCGCAAUGCGGGCGAGGGCCGCUUCGUGCUUGGUGCUGGUGGAGGACCAGGAGACGGGGAGGAGCCUGGGAAUGGCGCGGCGAGCGGAGGCUCUGCGUCGCCCGGAUCUGCGAACGGAGGCGUCGAAUCGGCGGAGGACAAGGAGAACGGAGAACAUGCUUCUCCUAAUGCUGCUAGAAUUCAAGCCAUCAGCAGUGACUGCACUGAAACUGGCCUGAUUCCCAAUAAUUCUUCUGAAACUGCAUAUGAAGGCAAUGGAACCGAUUCAGAAAGGCCUUGCACCAAUGGAAUUCAACAUAGAGUGCCUGAAAGUUUCACUGAAAUUGGACCGCUUGCAGUUGCACACCCAACUGAGCGAGAAGAUUGUCUUGAGGAGUACCAGGAUGCAUCUUCUUUUCUUCAUCAGUCAGAUCCGGAAGAUGGUGCAGCAAUAGCACGUGAGUCAGAUGUUCCUAUGGAAAUCAAGAAUCUGGAUAAAGGCUCAGUGGGUUCAAGUGUGGCUGCAGAUGUAAUCUCUCUUGAAAGAUAUGACACAUGCAAAUAUCAGUUUUCAAGAGAAUCAAGCAUGACUGAUUUUCCUGCUGGAUCCGAGGUUGAAAAUGAAGCUGAAUAUUAUGCGGAGAAUAUAACUCCUGGAUUGGUUGGGCGUGAAGAUGGCUUAAACCUCCAGAGUACAGAUGAAUGCUCAGCAGACAUUGACAGCAACAAUACAGAUGUUGUGGUUGACAGCAAAUCUGAUAAAACAUCUGGUAGUUGCGAGUUUCUUGGUGAUUUGAACCCCUCAUCUCUUCAGAAGUGCUAUCCACUUAUGUCUGAUCCAGAAUCCCAAUCUGCAUGUUCCAGGAAGGUGGACAACUUAUUUAAAGAUGGUAUGGAAGUUCUGGAUAGCACGUCUGAAGUAUCACCAAGAGAAGAAAUAGUAGAAUCAUAUCCUGUUGGAUCUGAAACAAUAUCUAAUUCUGGAGAUGAGUUGAAGCUAAUUCAUACUUCAAAUACAUCAACUGAUUGCUCCACAGAGCGCUCUUCACAGAACUUGUCUGCUCAAGAUACUUCAGGUGUUCAGCUGCCAGUUGAUAACUCUUGCCUGGUAAAUUCAGUAUGCUCUGUACCUGGUUAUCAGAAUGAUCUUGCUGUUACUAAUGAUGACGGCAUGCUCAAGUCCACUGCUGAAGAUAACUGCACUAAAGGCAUUUUAGUAAAGGACAGUGCGUUGGAUUCUUCCUGUGAGGCGAGGCCUGAACAACAAGAGGAAAUCUGCAACAGGGAGAGUGCCACUGAGGUUCCUACAAAUUACCAAGUGUCUACAAGUCAGGAGCAUGUCACAUUACUAAUGGAUCAAGUGAUUUCUACCAAGAAUCCAUUCAAUAUAGAUGACACCAGGAGUGAUGACUUAUUUGAGCUUGCUUCUGGUUACCGUUUAGAGGCACCAAAUGUUUUUGAAUCAGAGCAGGAAGUUGACUCUACAUCUAAGACAGUUUCCAACCAAACCAGCGUUGCUGAUGGGAAACACUGUCCGACCUCAGAUGAUCGCAUGGUAGCUGUGUCAUGUAAAAAUGGAUAUGCAGUUGAUGCAGAAGAUGCGUCGGUCAGUAGCAGUGCAGAUCCUGCGAAGAACGUUUUCUUGCAUGAUGCCUCGGUGAACCAUGACAAGAAGGAAGGUGAAUCACAUACAAAUGGCAUCAUCGAUGCGCCAUCUCAAGUAUUUCCGACAGAAUUUAGCACAAUGCCCGUCUCUCAGGAGAUCAAUGCAGUCAGCACACAUGUUGAAGAAAAGACUGACACGGAAGACACCAAAGCAAAAGAUAAGACUCCGGUAGAGAAUAUAGAUGACUCAGAAGAAAAGAAACAGACUCAAGAUGCUAGUGCAAAGGAGAUGACUGCAGUACUGCACUCAGAUAAUGUUGAAGAGGAUAAACUGGCUGAGGAUACUGGUUCAAAGGAAGUGACAGCAGUACAAAGCACAGAAAAUAUUCAUGAAAAGGAUCAGACUGAAGACGGUCGUGCAAAGAAGAUGGAUGGAGAAUUUAACACAGCUGAUGUUGGCAACAGGCAGACUGAUGUCGCCAGCAAGGAAGAGAAUAAAACAGAUGAAGUGCAACAGGCAGAUAAUGCUGUAGAAAAGAAGCAGGCUCCAGAAACUACUGCAAAGCAGACGAACGUGGUGCAAAGCAGGGAUCAUGCUGAAGAGCGGAAGCAGGCUGAAGAAACAGUCGGUCUGGAGGGAAACAAGCAGAAUGGAGAGAUCGCCGCCGUUGGCUCGAGGCUGAAUUCAGCAAGGAUCAGCGUCCCCUUGAAGGUCCUCCUUGCCGAGGCGAGCCUGGAGGGCAAAGAGAAGAAACCCAGCACCAAGGAGCGGGUCCUGUCAUUCACGCGGCGAGGAGCGUCGAAGGACGACGCCUCAUCGGCGAAGCCAGGGGCAGCCGGUUCGGACGACCAGUACUGGAACUCCCCCGCGAAGAUGCCCCAUGACAACAACAACGUCGACAAGAGAUCCAAAGUGAGGAAGCAGCCGUGGAUGCCCUUCAUCUGCUGCCACUCCGUGCACUGAUGCUGCCAUUCAUUCUUCCUCAGCUACGAUCUUCUUUCUACAUACGCCAUGCGCAUCUUGUUUGAAUCCGUGGCACCCUUUUUAGUCUAUUUGCGUGAGGACUGGAUAAGCUUAUGUCUUGCAACAUAUGCCACCCGAACUACUGUCAUGUUCGUGUAGAUAAUCACUCAAGUUAAGAUGGUCUGGUAUCUCACCUGAUGCUGCCGAAAUAUGUCGCUGUUGAGAUGCUUUGGAUCAGUGCGAUUUUGAUGUAUCGCCACCUGACUUUGUAGUACGUAUGUUGUUUGGUCUCA